AUGGAAGAGGAUGAUCUUCUCCAGCGUAGUGUACGCAGGAAACGUAAAGAUGGUGAGAUGGGUGUUUCUUUGAAUGAGAUUUGUGAUGAUCCUGAUUCUUCAGCUGACCAUCCGAUGAUAGAGACUGAGAAUAAUCUUGUGAACCUUGGUUUUGUUAAUGGACCUUCUUUUAAGGAUGUAGUGACGAAUAGAAACGGUCCAGGACUGCAGGGAGCUUCUGGGAAUGACAUGGCUCCUGAAGACGAUGAGUUUCAUUUUGUUUCGGAUGGUGAGGAGGAUGAUGAGGAUGAUCGUUGCCCUGUGAUUAGACUUUCGAGUGUGGAUAAACGUCGAUUGUGUCGACCUUGGAAAAAUUCCCUUAUUGUGAAACUUUUUGGACGUUCAAUAGGCUAUACAUAUUUGUGUAGACGAUUGAAAGAACUCUGGAAACCUUCUGCUCCAAUGGAUGUUAUUGCUUUGGAUAACAAUUUCUUUUUGGUCCGUUUCGCUAAUUCUGGGGACUUGGACUUUGCUAGAUCGGAGGGACCCUGGAUUAUUGCUGACCACUACUUCACUAUUCGUCAAUGGUGCCCGGAGUUUGACCCUUUUCAGGAUGUGUUAGAAUGUUUAACUGUAUGGGUUCGUUUCCCUUGCUUGCCUAUUGAAUAUUAUGAUGAGGAACUUUUGUUACGCAUUGCCCGUAAAAUAGGUGAGCCUGUUAAAGUUGACUUUAAUACUAGCCUUGUGACUCGAGGACAUUUUGCCAGAGUUUGUGUGGAAUUGGAUUUGACUAAGCCCCUUCUAUCUAAAUUCAAGCUACACCGUAGAGUUCGUCGGAUUGAAUAUGAGGGUUUGCAUAUAGUGUGCUUUGAGUGUGGUAAGUAUGGGCAUAUGAAGGAAACUUGUCCUAGUAUUAAACCAAUGCAGGUUAAUCAGCCUUAUUCUGUUAAUCAGCAAGGUGCUGUUGUUGGUCAUGAGCUGAACCGUGAGACUUACAAAAUGCCUGAGAGUUUGCCUGUCAAUCCCGCUGCUACUGAGGAUUUUGGGGAUUGGAUGUUGGUUCGGAGGGAUCGACGUAGGGAUAAUCGUCAAAGUAUCAGGCCUGGGCCUAAGAGAGUUGAUAGAGAUGAGGUUCGAAGGGUAGUUGCAGAUGGGUCUACGGGAAAUCGUUUUGACUCUUUACUUAAUUUAGAGGAUGAGGUCAUACCAGAGGAGCAGAAUAAUGGUAGUUUGGGCACUCAGGAGAUUCACAUGGCUGUCCAUGAUGAGCGUCUUAGCAACCGGGCAAAUAAUGUAGUAUCUAGGGGAGGUGGAAUCCAGAGAGGGAGUCGUGGUGGUAGAGGGCUGGAAGUGCGACCUAAUACUAGAAUUGGAUUAUCAAGGAAAGCAGCAGCAGAGGUUGAGCAUACUGUAGUUGUUGGUAAUGGGAAGGAGAGGGUAGAAUCUUGGGUUGUUUCUUCUGAAGAUCAGACAGUCAAUGGGAGUGAGGAUGAUGUCACGUUGAUUGUGGCUGGGACAAUUUUGAAUGAGUUGAAUAAGGCGACUUCUGCUAGUUUGGUUGCUCCUUUGGAGCACCAACAACCAUCAUCUACUUUUCGCAACGCUUUUCAGGAAUACAAGAGGCUAUAUCAUCCUAACAUCUUUUGUUUAGUGGAACCUCGUAUUUCUGGAGAAGCGGCUGAUGAAGUUUGUGGUUUGUUAGGGUAUGAAAAUUGGAUCCGUGUUGAGGCAGUUGGAUUUAGUGGUGGUAUUUGGUUGCUUUGGUCAGAAGAUGGUUUUCGAAUUGAAUUAGUUGUUACCGAUCCUCAAUUCAUUACGGUAGCAAUUAAUUUUUCUACUGGAGAGAAAUGGUUGUUUAGUGUAGUUUAUGCAAGCCCUGAUAUUUAUUUAAGGAGGAAGCUUUGGCAAUCUCUUUCUGGAGAAAAUAGUCUAUCUAUUUCUAAAUGGAUUGUCGCGGGUAAUUUUAAUUCUGUAGUGGACUCAUCUGAACAAAGUGGAUAUUCUUCUUCUAAUCCUCCAGGAGCUCAGGAUUUUUCAGACUGGAUUUUCAAGCACUCUCUUAUUGAUCUGGGGUUUGUUGGGAGUGGUUUUACAUGGCAGAGAAGUGGCGAAAAUGUCCCCUAUCAAGCUGCUCGGUUAGAUCGAUGUUUUGUAUCUACUGAUUGGAGACUGGAUUAUGUUGAUGCUAUUGUUGAACAUCCACCUAAAUUGCAUUCAGAUCAUGUCCUAAUUGUGAUUAAAUGUCAAGGGGUUCUAGCUUUUGGACUUGGAGAGUGGAAUAGGACUCAGUUCGGUAAUAUCUUUGAUAACAAGAGAAGGCUUUUACGCAGGUUAGAUGGUGUUCAGAGAGAUCUUGCUGAAAGCCGGACAAAGAGCCUUGUAAAGCUUGAAUUUAAAUUGAAACGCAGAUUGGAAGAGAUUCUACGCCAAGAGGAGAUGUACUGGUUUCAGAAAUCAAAAGAGGAAUGGAUAGCGAACGGCGAACGGAAUACUCAUUUCUAUCAUCUAGCAGCUACUAUCAAAAAAAAUUCUGUAUUUCUGCUUUAA
Molecule: messenger RNA, 2526 nt
Organism: Manihot esculenta (cassava)
Lineage: Eukaryota; Viridiplantae; Streptophyta; Magnoliopsida; Malpighiales; Euphorbiaceae
Exons: 5
Coding region: 1-2526 (841 amino acids)
Molecular function (GO): zinc ion binding; nucleic acid binding
Source: RefSeq, a predicted model, not a curated record